GUGAUGUCACAGCUUUUUGACUGGGAGGACCUCUGUGAUGGUCUAGAGAGUUUCUCUCUGCAGGCCAGGCAAUCAUCAUUUGAAGUUGCAGUGUGUAAAACCACACAAAUGAGAAAAUUAUCUGAAGAAAGGUUUCUCUGAGAUGGCACAUAUUUCUUCAGAAAUUCAAGAUGGGCCUCCUAAAGAUGAAUCCACUGGUUCAGAAACCUCCAUUAGAUCUUCUUUGUAUGAUUAUACAACUGGGGACUCAGUUUUGAGAUCUAUGAUUGAAGAAUAUGCUUUUCAGGCUUUGUCUGAGGAUCUUGUGAUCAAAAGGCCACACUACACAUAUUCUGUCUCUGAAACAGAUGAUGGGAAUGAUUUUCUUUCACUCACAUUUCCACAAAAACUUUGGAAUAUAGUUGAAAGUGAUCAGUUUGAAUCUAUUUGGUGGGAUGAGACAGGCACAUGUAUAGUGAUCAAUGAAGAACUCUUCAAGAAAGAAGUCUUGGAAAGAAAGGAUCCUUUCAGAAUAUUUGAAACCAAGAGUAUGAAAACUUUAAUUCGACAGCUUAACCUUUAUGGAUUUCAUAAAAACCGGCAAACUGUUCAAAGAUCGGCUUCACUACCUGUCUUUCUGGAAGAAGAAAACAACAUCUCUCUUUUGAUUACAGACCUACUAUAAUCCAAAUUUCAAAAGAGGCCAUCCCCAACUUUUAGUAAGAAUGCAAAGAAGAGUUGGAAUUAACAAUGUGUCUCCAAUAUCUUCAUUAGUUCAAGGUAACAAGAAGCAUGCUAAAGCAAGUGUCAA
Messenger RNA from Capra hircus (goat), 790 nucleotides. Its product is annotated as heat shock transcription factor, Y-linked-like. The transcript is spliced from 2 exons. The record is from RefSeq and is a predicted model, not a curated record. Gene Ontology annotation, molecular function: DNA-binding transcription factor activity; sequence-specific DNA binding. The coding region runs from base 143 to 664 and encodes 173 amino acids. NCBI's taxonomy places the organism in Eukaryota, Metazoa, Chordata, Mammalia, Artiodactyla, Bovidae. Gene Ontology annotation, biological process: regulation of DNA-templated transcription.